AUGGCUACUUUACAAGGAUUUACUAUUCCUCAAACUCAAACUGCAGCAGUAGUACCAGCUAUUGGAGCAGAUCUUGAGAUCCGACCUUCUCAUCCGGUCAAACAAGCCAAGGAUCUCAAACCUGGAGAAUGUCUAGUACAUAUUUCUCAUACAGGUGUCUGUCACACCGAUUUACACGCUAAACAAGGUGAUUGGCCCGUUAAACCUAUGAACCCUUUGAUCGGUGGACAUGAAGGUGUCGGAAUCAUCGUUGCCAUAGGUGAUAAUACUCCAAACUCUCCUGUCAAAUUAGGUGAUAGAGUAGGCAUCAAAUGGAUGGCAGAUUCUUGUCUCAAUUGUGAAUUCUGUCGAAGAGGUUUCGAGAUGAAUUGUCCAAACGUUAAAUUAUCCGGUUAUACCGUCGAUGGUACAUUCUCCGAAUACGUGGUAUCAUACACCAACCACGUCACACCCAUCCCCAAAGAGCUUGAUUCAGCUGGUGCUGCUUCAAUUCUUUGUGCAGGUGUAACCACCUACAAAGGAUUGAAAGUCUCCAAUACCAAAGUAGGUGAUUGGGUUGCCCUUCCUGGUGCGGGAGGUGGUUUAGGUCAUUUAGCCGUUCAAUAUGCCAAAGCAGCUGGACUUAAAGUACUUGCCAUUGAUACCGGAGCAGCCAAAGAGAAAAUGGUUAAAGAACUUGGUGCAGACGCAUGGGUUGAUUUCAAGACUUCAAAAGAUAUCGUCGCAGAUAUCAAAGCCGCUACCGAUGGUCUUGGACCUCACGCAGCAUUAGUCACUGCAGCUCAUAAAUCAGGUUAUACACAAGCUAUUCAAUACCUCAGAGAAGGUGGUACUUUAGUCUGUGUAGGUAUGCCAGAUGCUGAAAUGGGUGCGAACCCAUUCUGGACCGUUUUUAAAUCUAUUAGAAUUCAAGGUUCUUAUGUCGGUACCAGACAAGACGCAGUCGAAGCUUUAGAUAUCGCUGCUGCAGGUCACGUCAAAGUCAUCUUUGAACAAAAAGAACUCAAAGAUCUCAAAGACGUCUACGAAGACCUUGAAGCUGGUAAAAUCGCCGGUCGAAUCGUCCUUGAAGUGUCCAAAGAGUAG
Molecule: messenger RNA, 1086 nt
Organism: Kwoniella shivajii
Lineage: Eukaryota; Fungi; Basidiomycota; Tremellomycetes; Tremellales; Cryptococcaceae
Exons: 4
Coding region: 1-1086 (361 amino acids)
Cellular component (GO): cytoplasm
Molecular function (GO): alcohol dehydrogenase (NAD+) activity
Source: RefSeq, a predicted model, not a curated record